Tachysurus fulvidraco (yellow catfish) is the source of this 2218-nucleotide messenger RNA. It is a transcript of the gene cacng6a, whose product is annotated as calcium channel, voltage-dependent, gamma subunit 6a. The record is from RefSeq and is a predicted model, not a curated record. Gene Ontology annotation, cellular component: membrane; L-type voltage-gated calcium channel complex. Bases 584 to 1402 code for a protein of 272 amino acids. The transcript has 6 exons. Gene Ontology annotation, molecular function: voltage-gated calcium channel activity; calcium channel regulator activity. Gene Ontology annotation, biological process: calcium ion transmembrane transport; regulation of calcium ion transmembrane transport via high voltage-gated calcium channel. NCBI's taxonomy places the organism in Eukaryota, Metazoa, Chordata, Actinopteri, Siluriformes, Bagridae.
CUGUUUUGUCAUUGCUACUAGACACCGAGAAAACCUUUCUUUCCUCACUCUCCGAAUCGAGCCUCUAAAUCUCAGCCUCAAAAGUUCCAGACUGGGAAUAAACCCUGUGACCUAGGUUUAAAACGUAACAGAUCCUGUUGCUCACUGAGACAGACCACACUAAAAUUCCUCCCUCAGAUCCUUUACUCCAUGUAUGAACUUUCAUCCCCACUGUCACUUGGCAUAUUUUUCACCCUGUGUCAUGUCAUGGGGCAGCGUCCAAGUGCCUUGCUUACAUCACUCAUUGUUGUUCAGCUGUCAGUGUUGGUCUUUUUACGCAGCCAUGAUUAACACCUUCUGCCAGUGUAACACCAUUCCAUCCAACUCCUAGUUAGAGUAAAUAGCUCAGUAGAUUGUAUGAUACGUUGCUGCUAUCCUUUGUUUAUAGCCUCAAUUUGCAUUCUUGAUAGAGUGACCUCAAUCCUUGAUCCGUCUUUUCACCUACAUUAGACAAGUUCCUCGCAGAGUAGUUUCUGCUCAAUAGACUCCAUUGCUCCCAUAAUUUUCCCCCAACUCCUUUCCUGGUCUUGAUGCUCUUGAUGUCAUGUGGUCCACCUUCGUCGUGCAGGACGAGGAGUCCAGGUCCACAGCCGUGUCUGGCAGAGGUACUGAAACACUAGCAGGAAUGUUAGGUGUGCGAAGUGGAGGAGGCAAGCGGCGGACAAGAGCAUCAUCACCUUCCCUAAGUGACCGACAGGAAGGCAAGAUCAAGCUCGUGUUCCUUGUGGCUACACUGGGCAUCACGCUGGCUGUCCUAGGGGUGGGCACAGAGUUUUGGGUAGAGCUGGCAUCUUCAAAAAAUUUUUACAACAAUGAGACAUGCCUGGCUGCACACUAUGGCCUGUGGAAGAACUGUAUGAAGAAGCUCUGGGUUGCUGAUGUUGACCAUGAGCGGGAAACCUGUGGGCCUAUCGACCUACCUGGAGAAUCAAACUGCACCUACUUCAAGAUCUAUACAACUGGAGAAAACACAAUCCUGUUUCACAAAAUGCCAGCAAAGAAUUUGACUGUAAUCUCUGCCAUGUUGGCUAUCUUCAGUCUUUUUCUGAUGGUGAUGGGAGCGGUCUGCAUUGUCAUGGCAUUAAGCAAAGGCGUGCAGUUCUUCCUGAAGCCCGCCUCGGUCUGUUUCUUGCUAUCAGGUCUCCUUGUUUUCCUGUCGCUCAUCAUUUUUCAUCAGUCAGUCCUUUCAUUUUUGGCAAGUGACCACUCCAUACCAUUGCAUCAUGAACUUUCAUGGUCAGUAGCAUGCAUGGGAUGUGCUGCCAUCUUACUAAUAGUUGCAGGGGUUUUAUUCCUUCUUCUUGCAUUACCAUACAGCUCCUGGGAAAAGUGUUUGUCUCACAGGAACGACGGCAGCUUGUGACACGGGCACUUUGUAAUUUUCUGUACUGAUCAAUUCACUUUUCAGUACGAUUAACAAUUUGGGUCUCUCUUAAAAACUGGGUUUCUCUUUUUUUUCUUAAAAAGUAAAAUAAGCUCUUUGGGAAACAAACAAAAAAAACAUUGUGUAUUGGUUUGUUCUUGUCAGAUAAUGUAAAUGUAUGAGAUAGGGGACUUUAUAAAAUGAAUGUAAAUCAUACAGUAUUUACUGCUAUUGAUUACACUGAUUGUGUUAUAGUGUGAAUAUAAUUUUUUGGAAAUGUACCAAUGAAGUGUAUUAAGAUUAAAGAAGAAUUAUUAUUAUCAUUUGAUCUUAUUUGUGAUUAUGCUUCAUGUGCAAAACAUUUUUAGAUAUUUUUUCGAUAUAGAUAUUUUAUUCAUGACCAUGUGGUAAUAAGUUGUGGAGUGACACAUGUGUAUAAAGGUGUUGGGUUUUAAUCUACAACUGCAAUAAAGGAAACAAAUCAGCUCCCCUCGUUCCCUUCAAGAACCAGCAGUGGCAGCUUGGCUGUGCUGGCCUUGAACCUCGAUCCUCCGAUCAACAACCCAGAGCCUUAACCAGUUGAGUCACUACUGGGUAUAACCAGGCCUUUUGAUAACACUUACAGGAAAUAUAUCUAGUCAUGAGAUCUGUCGUGUUUUUUAAUAUAUUUUUUACAUUAGUGUCACAAACAUGCCAACAGUUUAAUAGCCACAAUUAUUUAUGAAAGUGUUUUUAAACAGAAUACAGAGUACACCAGCUGCGGGCUGCUGUCAUGUGCAUUAAGCAAAUUUGUAAUAAACGCAAACUAUAAACUGC